Messenger RNA from Danaus chrysippus (African queen), 345 nucleotides. NCBI's taxonomy places the organism in Eukaryota, Metazoa, Arthropoda, Insecta, Lepidoptera, Nymphalidae. The record is from the annotation of a GenBank genome assembly.
AUGGUUAACAUUAUUGGUCCAGACCAGCAGCCAAGUCGCGCGGUCGGCGAGCGUGGUAGUACUCGACCAGGGACGAGCUCAAGUCGCCGACACGUGUGGGGUCCGCGGGUAGGAAGACGGUCACGUCAAGAACAAGAAUUACAAGAGCCCACAAACCUGGGACAUCUGGAGUACUUGGCACACAAUGCUGUGAGAGCCAUGGAAAAACAUUCGCCUCCCUCGCGGUGUAACUUCGAGAAAGCUAUGGACCUUUUAAGACAAAAACACAAUAUGAACUUUCUUAUGCUGUGUCCCAAAUGUCACGGAUCUCAUAUGUAUGAAGAAAUAGUAGCCCCUGAAAGAUGA